AUGUCUGAACGGUGGAUAGAGAGUCGUCUCUUUUCUCGACGGAACACAGUGAUAUCUCUUUCCUCGCCUCCCCUCUCGACGGUGAAGAGAGACAUCAUCUUCCCCCCACCGACGGUGAAGAGAGCCAUCAUCUACCCAUCACCGACGGUGAAGAGAGCCAUCAUCUACCCCCCACCGACGGUGAAGAGAGCCAUCAUCUUCCCCCCACCGACGGUGAAGAGAGCCAUCAUCUACCCCCCACCGACGGUGAAGAGAGCCAUCAUCUACCCCCCACCGACGGUGAAGAGAGCCAUCAUCUACCCCCCACCGACGGUGAAGAGAGCCAUCAUCUACCCCCCCACCGACGGUGAAGAGAGCCAUCAUCUACCCCCCACCGACGGUGAAGAGAGCCAUCAUCUACCCCCACCAACAGUGAAGAGAGCCAUCACCUACUUCCCAGACGGUGAAGAGCCAGCCACAGCCCGCAGCCUGCUGCUCACUAGAGUGCUUCCACAGCCUCAACAACAGUUUAAUUACGCCUGCAACCAAGGCUUUCACAUCCAAGACAAGCCACGCCCACCCACGCUAACGCCUAGUCCACCACCCAUCUCAUGUCAACUCUCUACCAAGCCCACCAACCCCCACCUCACCCACAAUAAGCGUGCCUCCCACGUUAUACAAAUCCUAAUUAUGUGUUGA
Messenger RNA from Procambarus clarkii (red swamp crayfish), 678 nucleotides. NCBI's taxonomy places the organism in Eukaryota, Metazoa, Arthropoda, Malacostraca, Decapoda, Cambaridae. The record is from RefSeq and is a predicted model, not a curated record.